AUGCGGACAAAGCUGCGCUGGUUAGACUAUCGCAUCGUGGCGACCACCGGCAUCGAGUCCUCUGUUGUAGACAUCACCUGGAAGCUACUUUCCAAGGUGCAGAAUAUCUUAGAGCUCAUGUCCUUCCUCCUCCUCUCCCUGGGCUGGAAGGUCUUGAGAAGCAGCCUCGACGUUUCGGAAAUCCGCUUCGCAGUGGCAGUUUCGAUCAUCUCCUUCUACCUGGGAGUUUUCCAGGUGGCGUGCACCACGCCCGCAACCUGCUCUGGAUAUCAGCUCAGCCGCUAUAUCCUCCACUCCCUCUGUUUUCUGGUGAUCAUCGUAGCCAUGAACUUUAACCUGCAAAAGCUGGCGUCGGCCAUCUCGGAUGCGCCCGCCUCCCUGGAGAGCGGAAAGCUCUAUCGGAAGCUCACAGCCUACUAUAUCUUCCGGUGGGUCUUCCUUGGCUUCAUCAUUGCUCCCACGGUCGAGCUGUUCCUCAAGGUCACUGUGGUGCCCUGGGAUGCGCAGUGGCUGUACAUCGCCAUUCAAGAGCUGCGAACAUGGGCACCUCGGCAUGCAAGGCAAGAUGCGGCAAGACAGCGAGCUUUGUCCGGGCCGCAACCGCUGAGCCAGCACCCUUCCAAGCUAGAUGGGUCUGGUCGGUCUGGCUGGACUGCUAGCAUGUCUCGCUUGGUUCAUGGGGCUACGACAGUUGUUUUUCGGACAACGCAGGACUUAGAAAAAGACGAGUUCCUGCUCAUGCUUCGAAUGGUCUGUCCGGAACUAUGGAAAGGGAAUGUUUUGCCCUACGACUUCGUCUAUUUACAAUGUCCACGCGUGAUGAUUGUGAACUUCAUCUCUCACGACCUUUGCCUCAACUGUUUCACUUCAGUGCAUAACCAGAUCCGAGACAGCCGAGGCCACAUCGGGAAAGUACAGCAGGCUCGCUAUCAAGGCCUAGCUGAGAACCUCGGGGCCUUUUACGCCAAGGCUGGCCGGCGUGGUCUCGAGAGCGCAACGGCGCCCACAGUGUUUCAAGGGUGGCGCCAGAUACCCCUGCGCUUGGCUGUGCAGUCGUUCGUUCCGCCAGAGAUGCUUGAGCGGCUACGAGUGGAUGUGCGUAGGGCCAAAGACAGCCGCCAAGCCGCCGCGGCUCAGCGGCCAUCUCCGCCAGCAACAGGCGCGUCGCAAAGCCGGCCAGGGCGGCAACAGAGCUCAGCGGCCCAAUCUGCACCAAUAGCGGUGGCUGCGCCUACAAUCCCCAGUCCUUCGCCUGCGGCCCAGUGGCAAGCACGGCGCCCUGUGGUUGACGGCACCCAAGUGGGAGCAUCGGCCACAGGAGACGCCCCCGGUAUGUGGACAGCUGGAGACGAGAGACAGCAGCCUCCACUACGUCCCGGUCCUCCUAGAUGGCAAUUUCAUUUAGGAGAAGGCCCAGGCCUUCCACAACCGUGUGGGUACAGUCAGGCAUCGGCGAGCUCGCACAUGGCACCGGUUGCUACCCAGCCCGGUAUACCACUCAGCAUCAGUGGCAUGGUGGUUACUGAGAGGAAUGGCGUGCUCUUCUUCGACCUCUAG
Molecule: messenger RNA, 1557 nt
Organism: Symbiodinium natans
Lineage: Eukaryota; Dinophyceae; Suessiales; Symbiodiniaceae
Source: the annotation of a GenBank genome assembly